This is a messenger RNA of Staurois parvus, 996 nucleotides long. The record is from the annotation of a GenBank genome assembly. NCBI's taxonomy places the organism in Eukaryota, Metazoa, Chordata, Amphibia, Anura, Ranidae.
AUGAGUUCGGAUAGCCCUUGGGGGAGUCCAGUGAGGGCCCCGGCCUGUAUGGAGGUCCACCUGGGAGCAGUGAGGUACCGGACAGAUGGGGCACUGCUGAUGGCAGCUUCUAGUUUGAAUAGUCGCACUUGGGGAGGUUCUAUUUGGGUUUUUAAGGAUCCUCUGAGAGCCCCUAAUGAAAGCCUUUGCACAGCUGGAGUUCAGACAGAAGCUGGUGUAGUAGAUGUGGCCUGGGUCCUGGAGAAAGGAAUCCUCGUAGCUUCAGAUUCCGGUGCAGUGGAGCUAUGGGAGUUGCUGGAUAAUGAAUCUCUGCUUGUUAAUAAAUUCUCCAAAUAUGAACAUGAUGAUAUGGUCACAUCUCUGAGUGUGUUCACUGGUGGAUCCCAGGCUGUUAGUGGGAGCAAGGAUUUCAGUGUAAAGGUUUGGGAUCUUUCUCAGAAAACUCCCUUGAAAUCCUAUAAAGCACAUUCCAGCUUCGUGAACUGUGUGUCCACCUGCCCUGGAAAAGAAACAAUGUUUCUUUCCUGCAGUGAAGAUGGCAGGGUAUUGCUGUGGGACACCAGAAAUGCUAAACCUGCAAAACGUAUUGAUGUUUGUGCCUCACACAGCAUCCCCACAUAUGUUACGUGGCACCCUGUUGAAGAUGAUACAUUUGCUUGUGGUGAUGAGAAUGGAAAUAUUUAUGUUGUAAAUUUAAAGAAUUCAGAUUCAGCCCAGACAGCGUCCAUACAUUCCAGACCAAUUACAGGACUGGCCUAUUCAAAUCACAGCUCUCCAUUGCUGGCUUCAGUCAGUGAAGAUUGCUCAGUUGUGGUCCUUAAUUCUGAAUCUUCAGUAAUCUUCAAAGAUGAAUCUCACCGUGAUUUCGUAACAGGUGUGGCAUGGUCACCAGUCAGUGUUGAUAGUUUCACAACAGUGGGAUGGGAUCACAAAGUUCUUCAUCACAGCAUCCCAAAGGAGAACAAUCCAGAGCCCAAAGCUGAGGAAAAAGCUUAA